Drosophila ficusphila is the source of this 1132-nucleotide messenger RNA. It is a transcript of the gene JMJD7, whose product is annotated as bifunctional peptidase and (3S)-lysyl hydroxylase JMJD7. The record is from RefSeq and is a predicted model, not a curated record. Gene Ontology annotation, molecular function: 2-oxoglutarate-dependent dioxygenase activity. Lineage: Eukaryota; Metazoa; Arthropoda; Insecta; Diptera; Drosophilidae. The transcript has a single exon. Bases 26 to 970 code for a protein of 314 amino acids.
GUUUGUGCGCACUGUUAUUGCCGGCAUGUCCCAAAUCAAGAGGGCUUUGGAUGUCCUGCUCCAGGAGGCAGAGGAGCUGUGCAUCGGGAGCAGCGUGGUGGAGCUAGACAGGAUUCCCACAGCCCUGGAGUUCUGCCGCGACUACUACUCCAAAAACCAGCCGGUAGUCAUUCGCCAGGCGCUCUCGUGGCCGGCAAUCGGGAAAUGGACGCCGGAAUACCUGAUCCAGGCGCUCGAGGACAGAGUAGUGGAUGUGGCCGUCACUCCAAACGGUUAUGCCGAUGGCCUGGCCACGCAAAACGGGCAGGAGUUUUUCGUCCUGCCGCUGGAGACCAAAAUGAAGUUGUCCGAGUUGGUUCGCCGCUUAGAUGAUCCCACUGGUGCUGUCCACUACAUUCAGAAGCAGAACUCCAACCUCAGUGAGGACCUGCCGGAAUUGGCCGCCGAUCUGCGUAUCAGUGACCUGGAUUUUGCCCAGCAGUCCUUCAAUAAGCCACCUGAUGCCGUCAACUUUUGGUUAGGCGACGAGCGCGCCGUGACCUCCAUGCAUAAGGAUCCCUACGAGAACCUGUACUGUGUUAUAUCCGGUUACAAGGACUUCAUCCUGAUCCCGCCACACCAGUUGAGCUGUGUUCCCCGUGAGAUUUAUCCCACGGCCGUUUACAAAACCUCUGAAAGUGGGCAGUUUUACAUUGAUCCCAUUUGCGAUGAAGAGGGAUCCGAACAGUUUACGGAAUGGGUCAGCAUAGACCCUUUGGCUCCUAACCUGGCCAAGUAUCCGGAGUACGCCCGUGCGCAACCACUCAAGGUGCGCGUUCAUGCCGGAGACAUCCUGUACCUGCCCAACUAUUGGUUCCAUCACGUGUCCCAAAGCCACAAGUGCAUUGCCGUUAACUUCUGGUACGAUCUGGACUACGAUAGUCGCUACUGCUACUACCGCAUGCUGGAGCAGAUGACCACGAGCAGAUAAAACUAGAGCCAACCGAAGAGUCUGUCUCCUCAGGUAUUGUUAUCAUAAUAAAAGUAUAUUGUUGUCUUCAGUGUACAUACAUAUAUAUAUUUAUAAUUGUUACAUAAUUUAAUGUUAAAUAAAAAACUAUAAGCCAAAUGAAAUGGUUGCUUAGAACAACGA